AUGGCAACCGAAGUCUCGCAACAUCCCUCAGAGGGCCUGCCACAUCACCCUAGGGAUCGCUCCGGCAGCAUGUCGGUCGGAGCGCUGGCGUCGGCCGCCGGUGCCGCGCCCGCGCCCGAGAUUGGAGGCGGCGCCUCCCAAGAUGACCCCGCGAGAGUGUCGUCACCAAUUCCCGAUGCCGCCGCCAGCGAGAUUGAGAGGCAGGUACAGGAGGUCCUGUCGUCCGAAAUUGGCAUCUCGACUCUCCUGAACAGAUUAAAACAAACAAUAAGUUCCGCAAAAGAGUUUGCGCAGUUCCUUAAGAAGCGCGCCGCGAUCGAGGAGGACCACGCUUAUGGAAUGCGCAAGUUAUGCAAGACGACACAGGACAUGAUGCAGCGGCCGGACCACAAGCAGGGCAGCUUCUCGGACGCCUACCACAGCAUGAUGCUGAUUCACGACAAGAUGGCGCAAAACGAGCUGCAGUUCUCGUCGUCGUUGCAGCAGAUGCACGACGACCUAGUCGAGCUGGCUGCCAUCGCGGAGAAGAACCGUAAGGGGUGGAAGGCCAACGGCCUGGCGGCCGAGCAAAAGGUGGCCGACAUGGAGGCGUCGGUGCGCAAGCUCAAGGCCAAGCUGGACUCGACUGCCGACGAGUACGAGCGCGUCCGCACGGGCGACUCGAGCCAGAAGGGCGCCAAGAUGUUCGGCUUCAAGGGACCCAAAUCGGCGGCCCAGCAUGAGGAUGACCUGCUGCGCAAGGUACAGGCGCUAGACCAGGACUUUCGCUCGCGGGUGGACAUGCUGCAGGCGGAAAAGUCAGAGCUUAUCAACUCGACUAGACCGGAAGCUGUGAAGGCUCUGCAGGAUAUCAUCAAGGAAUGCGACGCUGGUUUAGCGCUGCAAAUCCAGAAAUUUGCAUCCUUCAACGAAAAGCUGUUACUGAGCAAUGGCCUCAGCAUUAGCCCGCUGAGGAAAGAGGGAGAUAUCAAGAGUUUGCGUGAUGUCGUCACUGCGAUCAACAACGAGAACGAUCUUAGCCACUACCUGGCUAGCCAUCAUAGGCAGCUACCAUCGCGAGCAGGGGAGCUCAAAUAUGAAAGGCAUUCGGUUCUCGGUGGAGGACAAUCGACGGCAGGACCAUUGGCUGGAAACCAGGGCCAAACACAACAGCCAUACGGACAACCAGGGGGCCAAUACAACAUGGCCCAGCCACAGUUCAACUCUGGCCCUAUUCAACAACAAUCAAACAACUCUCCCAUGGGAGCAGUCCCGCCGAUGUCUGGGGCUCAACGACCAUCAUCAAGGGGUCAUGAACGUAGCUUUAGUCAUGGCAGCCUUCUCAGUAACCCGCCGAUGUCUCAACAGCAACCGCAGCAGCAGCAUCAGCAGCAGCCCCAGCCUGCGCGAAAUUCGGCACAGGCGGCUGUGCCUCAGGGCUCAGGAUUCAAUGGACCGCCGCAGUUAGGUGCUCUAUCUUUCCAACAGCAAACAUUACCGCAGAUGCAACCCCAAUCGCAGCCACAGCCGUACCAGCAGCAACCGCAGCACAGCAUGGGGCCGGUGAACCCGUUGAUGCAACAUCCACCCCAGCAUGGUAACGGUGGACGGCCGGGAUCAUCGGGCUAUGGUCAGGGAGGACGAAACCAGUCGCCACCACACGGGCCUUCCAUGCGGCCUGUGUUUGGCUCAUCAUUGAACCGACUGUACGAGAGAGACGGACUCGCCGUUCCACAGGUCGUGUACCAGUGCAUCACGGCUGUGGACUUUUACGGUCUGAACGUCGAGGGCAUAUACCGGCUCUCCGGGUCUGUGCCGCACGUGAACAAACUCAAGAACAUGUUUGAUACCACCUCGGACUCGCCAAGCCUUGACUUCAGGAACCCUGAAAACUUCUUUCACGACGUCAAUAGUGUGGCCGGGCUUCUGAAACAGUUCUUCCGUGACCUCCAAGACCCGCUCUUGACAAGGGAACACUACUCGGCAUUUAUAGAAGCAGCCAAAAACGAAGAUGACAUUGUCCGACGUGAUUCGAUGCACGCCAUUAUCAACAACCUGCCCGAUCCCAACUAUGCAACUCUCCGCGCGCUGGCCUUGCACCUGCACCGUGUCAUGGAAAACAGCCACGUCAACAGGAUGAAUUCGCAGAAUUUAGCUAUCGUUUUCGGACCGACUCUCAUGGGCACGGGUGCUCACAGCGAUAUUUCAGACGCAGGCUGGCAGGUCAGGGUUGUGGAUACAAUCUUGAUCAACACCUUGGAGAUUUUUGACGAUGACUGA
This is a messenger RNA of Pyricularia pennisetigena, 2259 nucleotides long. RefSeq lists its product as uncharacterized. The record is from RefSeq and is a predicted model, not a curated record. The transcript has 5 exons. Gene Ontology annotation, cellular component: cytoplasm. The coding region runs from base 1 to 2259 and encodes 752 amino acids. Gene Ontology annotation, biological process: signal transduction; regulation of GTPase activity. Lineage: Eukaryota; Fungi; Ascomycota; Sordariomycetes; Magnaporthales; Pyriculariaceae.